UGGUGCAUGUGUUUUCGAAAAGCACCGAAAAAGAAGAUUUCCCUUUCGUUUGGACACCCAAUUUUGCGGCACCGGCUGGUCUAGAGUGGCAGUGAGGAGAUAAAAUAAAGCAUAGCUUCGUCGUCCUUCUGAUCAGUGCACCGUUUCGUAGCAACCAGCGCCUUCAACACGACAAAUCAUAGUUCACACGACGACGGCCAAUCCAUCCGCCGCAGUCCGAAUGGAUUCCGACCCCGAGGUUGUGCUGGUGGAAAAAAUUGACGAGGACGAAAUUUCGACAGAUAAGGACAGCGGCAUGGAAUCGGCCACCGGAAGCAAGGAUGAAACACCGGAACGAAAACCAUCGACGCCCGAAGAGCCUCCCAAACAAUCGGAGCCAUUGAAACCGACACCCGCGCCAGAAGUGGGUUCAGCGGCAGCUACAUCCUCCUCGUCAUCAGCACCACCACCGGCGGCAGCAGCGGGACCAUCUUCAGGACCUUCUUCUUCCAGACCUUCCGGGUCGUCUGCUCCGCAGCCAACAAAGACGGUGGCUCGCAUAAGUGCGGACGAUUUCGAUGACGAACCAGAUGAGUCUCUCGGAGAACGACUGUGGGGUUUGACGGAAAUGUUCCCGGAACCGGUGCGCGCGUUUUCCGGCGCCGUCACAAAUCUGACCGUGCGGAGCGUGAAGGGUCUGUAUUCGCUUACGUGCAAUGCGUCCUGGAUUUUCUUCACCAGCUCCAUGAUCCUGCUGGCACCGGUCGUGUUCGAAGUCGAGCGCGCCCAGAUGGAGGAGAUGCAGAAGUCGCAACAGAAACAGGUCCUGCUCGGACCCGGAUCCGCUGUCGGGGCUGGCUCUCCCGGUGGCAUGCCGGCAUUACCUCCGAUGGCGGCGGCCCGAUAAGCGUUCAGUGGCAGUCAGCAGCAUCAGCUAAACAAGCCAGUGUUAGUGUUUUAGUGCCGUGUAAGCUUUUUUGGUUUACGUUUUCCGCGUUCCUUUGCGAUCUUUUCUAUCACACGCGUAGGACUUUCGUUAAUUUUUAUCCCAGACACACACACAACACACAAUGGAAAGGAAAAAGGAAAUCAAGAGAAGAUGCCAUUUAUCGCAAGUGCAACAAUUAUACGCCGAUGGCCCAGCAAGUACGGAUAGUAGUCACCGGAGUUCGCUAGAACAAUCCCAAAUGUAUCCUUAUCGCAUGUAGAGACCGUUUCCUGUAGCGUUUCCGUUGCGAUCUAAGUUCGUUUUCCCUGGCUCUCGGUGAUAAUACAUCGUUAAACGUUCUCCAUCGAACAGCGUCCGAGUCAAGCGUGUUUUUCUCUUCCUCGUACUUUUCUAUUUUCCCCACUGGUUAAGCAGCUUCUCGCUGUUCUCGAACAUCGUGUUUGUUCCGAGUCAUUUCGUUGCAUUUCGUAGAAAGGAGCAGGUGUCUACACAUACCUACUAUUUGUUUGUUUUAAUAAGAAAUGUAGUCCUUAAGGGCAAGAAGGCCCGCCCCGACAGACAAAUAAACA
Anopheles nili is the source of this 1497-nucleotide messenger RNA. It is a transcript of the gene mge, whose product is annotated as mitochondrial import receptor subunit TOM22 homolog. The transcript is spliced from 3 exons. Lineage: Eukaryota; Metazoa; Arthropoda; Insecta; Diptera; Culicidae. Gene Ontology annotation, cellular component: mitochondrial outer membrane. The record is from RefSeq and is a predicted model, not a curated record. Gene Ontology annotation, biological process: intracellular protein transport. The coding region runs from base 221 to 886 and encodes 221 amino acids.